Panicum virgatum (switchgrass) is the source of this 1275-nucleotide messenger RNA. RefSeq names its product probable WRKY transcription factor 4. The coding region runs from base 1 to 1275 and encodes 424 amino acids. Lineage: Eukaryota; Viridiplantae; Streptophyta; Magnoliopsida; Poales; Poaceae. The record is from RefSeq and is a predicted model, not a curated record. Gene Ontology annotation, molecular function: DNA-binding transcription factor activity; sequence-specific DNA binding. The transcript is spliced from 4 exons. Gene Ontology annotation, biological process: regulation of DNA-templated transcription.
AUGGACGACCGGCGCGGGCGCGGCGACGCCAUGCGCCAGCGGCCGUUCGCGCACGCUGCUCAGGGGCAGGAGAGGGUGUUCGACGGCGGAGGCGGCGGCGCCGGCCCCGGGCCGGCGUUUGGAUGCGACUUCGAUCAGGGGUCGUCCCUCAUGGCGCUUCUUGGCGCCGGUGGCGUCAGCUCGUCCCAGCCACCGCUGCCGACGUGGGGCGUCGAGGAGGUGACCGCGGCGCCUGCCAUUAACCUGGUGCCUCAAUCGUUCGCCAUGACGAGCUCCGCGCCGCCGGCGCCGCCCUACCAGCAGCCCACCACGUUCGCCCAAUCGCCGCUCGGCGGCAGAAUGGAUCCCUACCCGCCGUACCUCCUCGCGGACCCGCCGCCGCAGUGGCCUCCUCCGCGAUCGACGGCGGCGGCGUCUGCGUCCUCCUUUCCGCCGCAAAAUUUCGCCGUCGUCCUCCCCAGGUACGACCAGGACAUGCAGCAGCUGCGCGCGAGCGCGCUCUUCGGCGUCGGCAGCUCGCAGCCGCACGGGCUGGGGCUGCCGUUUCCACCGCCGCCGCCGGCGGCGGCCAUCGAGCAGCCGGCGAAGGACGGGUACAGCUGGCGCAAGUACGGGCAGAAGCAGCUCAAGGACGCCGAGUCGCCGCGGAGCUACUACAAGUGCACCCGCGACGGGUGCCCCGUCAAGAAGGUCGUGGAGCGCUCCUUCGACGGGUUCAUCACGGAGAUCACCUACAAGGGCCGCCACAACCACCCACGCCCCCAGGAGCGCGGCCACGCCGGCGCCGGGAACGACGCCCUUGCCGCCGCCGAGGCGGAGGACAUGGAAGGCCCGAGCGACGACGACGACGACGACGCGUUGCAUGAGGAUGACGUCGACGGGGCUCCCGGCAUGUCAGCCGGGCAGAGGGUGGUGAAGAAGCCCAAGAUCAUCAUCCAGACCCCGAGCGAGGUGGAUCUCCUCGACGACGGCUACCGGUGGCGCAAGUACGGCCAGAAGGUGGUCAAGGGCAACCCCCAGCCGAGGAGCUACUACAAGUGCACGGCGGACAACUGCAACGUGCGCAAGCAGAUCGAGAGGGCGUCCACCGACCCCAGGUGCGUCCUCACGACGUACACCGGCCGCCACAACCACGACCCGCCGGGCCGGGGCAACGAGGCCACCGCGGCGGCGGCGGCGGGCGGCUCUUCCGCCAGCCAACCGACGCCGCCGGGCGGUGGAAGUGGGUCGUUUCAGCAGACCGGCGGUGCUCGGCAACUGAAAGAGGAGAGGUAG